AUGGCCAUGCCUAAUUGUCUUGUAUGCCUAGUAGUUCUCUUUCUAGUUUCUGGGUCAGUCGUAGUUGCCGACACAGAGUUGGGAAACCCCCCGGGCAAUAAGGACGCAGUUUGGGAUCUCAUUGAAUGCGCCAGGUAUGUAUUAGGAAACCCCCCGGGUCCAUCUUUGGAUUGUUGUGAUCUGCCCAGUGGCCUGGAUUUGAGGGCAAAACAGAAGAAGGUUCAACAGAAGUUCUGUCAGUGCAUUGAGAAUUUGGCUGGGUUAGUGAGCACUGUAACUGGUUCUAACUUUGAUGUUUUCCCAGAGAAGUGUGGACUGCACGUUGAUAUCCCGAUUUUUGGUGACAUGGAUUGGCUCAACAAAACUGCGCUCUCCCUAUCUCUUCAGCUUACUAACUACUAG
Molecule: messenger RNA, 402 nt
Organism: Malania oleifera
Lineage: Eukaryota; Viridiplantae; Streptophyta; Magnoliopsida; Santalales; Ximeniaceae
Product: non-specific lipid-transfer protein A-like
Exons: 1
Coding region: 1-402 (133 amino acids)
Biological process (GO): lipid transport
Cellular component (GO): membrane
Molecular function (GO): lipid binding
Source: RefSeq, a predicted model, not a curated record